AUGGAAUCGCCCCCACUCCCAGAGUUGGCGUACACCGUCACCGGCAUAUUCACGGUUUGGAGUGCUGUCAAGGCCCUCGAUCUCGCCCGCCCACCGGCACCCCCACCGGUACACUCACCAGCAUCAAGCCCCUCGGCACCGUCGCCCUCGCCCACGCCCUCGCCCUGCACUACUGGCCACUACGGCUCCUCCCUCCCCUCCCCAGCCAUGCUUGGCGCCAUGCACAGCCUGCUCAACAAGGACGACACGUACUGGACCGUCACGUACAAGAUCCUCCGCUCCGCUCCCCGCUGGGUGGCGUCGUUUGACAAGAUCAAGGCCAAAAUGGACAAGUUUGAGCAAGGCAGGAACCGGCUCGAGGUCUCGGUGUGCGAGGCGUACACCCCACAGGCACUGACCGAGUGGGGUAUCCUGGUAAACGAGAAGCGGAGGAAGCUGUUGGCGUGGACGAGCGAGGAUGUGCUGGAGGCAGGUGGCGAGGAGGGCACGGCUGAGGUGGCGAGCGCGGGCAGCGUGCACGAGGGGGAGGUUGCGGGCAGUGACGCAGACGACGGGUCUGUAGCGGAGACGGAGGAGUUGGCGCCUGCCGUCAAGAGGGGCAAGGCAAAGGACAAGCGCAAGAGGGCAAAGGGAAAGGGCAAGAAAGGUCGACGCGCCAGGAUGCCGAUUGUGGACUCGGGGUCGUCGACCGAAGUCGACGAUGUGGGCGACGUGAGUCUCCAGCUGGACCUCGUUGGCGAAUCCGAGACACUGCCCGUUCACGACACGCCUGCGGCACAACUCGACCCCGUCACGGACCACCUCGAGCCUACCUUGGACGGCAGCAACGCCGACCUCGUUCCCAUGAUGGUCGCGUUUACACCCAUCGACGGUUCCCCUCUCACGGCUCCCACGUCGCCCACGGUGCCUGCCACAACUGCCAGUGAACCCAUCCCGCCUCACGUUGACGCCAUCCCUACUCUCAACGACCAGGCAAGAAACGGUUCCCAGCCACAAAGUCCCCAGCUCCUCGAGACAACCAACUUCUCCGUCCCGCCCUCCAUCGACGAGCUCCAAGCCGCCAAUGACCCGAUGUACGCGGCCGAGCGCCGCCUCACAGAGGAAUGGCGGAUGCAAUCCGACGCGGCACUCGACGCGGCACUCGAGGCCACCCUCAACGACCUGCAGGCCAGGUGGGACGCGACACGGCUCCAAGCGGAAACGCUGCGUCAAGACGGACUGCACAGGCUGCACCUGGAGGAACAGCUGAUCCGCUUUCUGGUCCACUUUAUGAAGACGGUCAGCAGGCAGGUCGAGCUGGUCGAGGGGUGUGAGCGGGAGAUGGCGCGGAUCAUUACUGUCGAGAGGUACAGGUCGGAUCGGGAGCGUCAGGAGGAGGAGGAGGCAGGUAAAGAGGAAGAGUAA
Apiotrichum porosum is the source of this 1404-nucleotide messenger RNA. RefSeq lists its product as uncharacterized. The transcript has 2 exons. The coding region runs from base 1 to 1404 and encodes 467 amino acids. NCBI's taxonomy places the organism in Eukaryota, Fungi, Basidiomycota, Tremellomycetes, Trichosporonales, Trichosporonaceae. The record is from RefSeq and is a predicted model, not a curated record.